UAGCUGUGAGCUGCUAAUAUUGUAAAAAAAAGGAAAAAAUAUAUAUAUACACACUACCAAGUCCCAAAGGUUUCUACUUUUCAACACACAAUUUUCUCCCAAGCCAAACAAGAAAAAUCUUAUCUUUAUUUUCCCUUGCUUUCUCCUCCAUUUUUGGCUAUUUUGGGAAAGUUUUCUUCCUCAUUUUCUUGCAAUUUCCUCAAGGGUUAAUCUUAUGGAGUGGUUUGAUGGCAUUGAUGAUGGUGAUCUUCUUGAUCCUAAAAGAGUAGAUGGUUUUUCACCAUCUUCUGAUAGAUGGCCACAGUGGGACUCAACACCGUUUGGGAGUUUCAAGUCAGAAAUGAAAAGGAACAAUAUAAGGUCAUAUGUUGGAGCUGAGGAUUGUAAAGUGACCGGGAAUGGCCUAUCUAAUGACGUUGACAUGAACUUUGGAAUUCAUGAGGAGCCUUUUGAUAAUCCAGCUAGCCAAUCUUCAUGCUGUGACAUGGACCAAUGGUCUUCAUAUCCACCUGAGCAGCUGGAAUUUCAUCUUGAUAACUUGACCUCAAUCGAUCAGUUGGAUGAUGUGUUCCUAAGUUCCUUACUCGAAGACUCUCCAACUGGAAUUGAUGCGUGUGAUGAUUCAUCUGAAUUAUCAACAGAUUCCCGUUGUAGCAUGCUGCUGGAUGAUGAUCAAGUAAGAGAUAUGACAAGCAACGGUUGUGCUGGUACUGCCAAACAUUUCUCUGACCAUGCUUUUACUUCACCAGUGAAUUGGGAGAGUCGAGAAGUUAACAAUUCUUAUUUGCUGAAAAAGGCACUACAAGCAGAGGUUGCCGUAAAUUUGGAGCAUGAUAAAGGAGAUAAUAGAGUGAGUGAUGAGGAUAUAUCCAUGGAGGAAUCUGUCCUACAGCACCUCGAAAAUCUCACAUCUCAGCUGACAGAGGAAACCAGAAUCUGCUUCCGGGAUUCUCUAUAUCGUCUUGCAGAUAAUUCAAAACACGAUGCAUGUCAGAGUAGGAAUGCUAUGCCAGAUCAAGAUUCUACGUGGUUCAGCAAAGAAGAGAACAGAGAAUUGCAGACGAAUGCCAUUGACAGAACUGUUGCCAACUUUUUGUUCAGCAAUGUUGAGUUUGGUGCUUCUGAAGGCUCAUCAUUGGACUUUACUGAAGCCACCAACAUAAGACGGCAUUCAGGAGGUGGUAUGUUGUGGAAUAUCUCACCAGGUUCCCCCGGUUGUGAUGCCCCUACUUUUAACGGAUAAACAAUGCACUCCACUCUGCUUACACUUUUUUUGAAGUGGAACUGUGAUGGGCACUACUCUGCAUCCUAGUUCUUAUAUUUCGUUCAACAAAUCAUAGCAUGGUCGUCUUGCAUUGUCUUGCCUGACCUGAUCCAGCUAAGUUUUGACGGAAGCUUGUGUAUAGUAGGUGUGAUUCAAGGCUAAUAGUGUCUUCCAGCUGAUCAAUAGUUCCUUUUGUAAGAUAGCUGCCUUGGCAGAGGAGCUGCUACCUGAGCUCCAAGAGGUCAAGAAAACUGUUCCUGGCGUUUCGCUAGACAUCCAUGAGUUAUGUAAGCAACUAAAUGCUGCAAGGAUCCCCCGUUUUUUCUUUUAGGCUCCAGAUAUAUUAUAUUAGUUCAAGGAAAAAACUUCAUAGUAUGUGUUUAUUUUUAGAAUUUUGUAAGGAGCUAAUACUUUCUAUCAAUUUGGGUAUAAGAUAGAUAGUAGUAAAGCAGUUGUUUAUAUCUUUUGGUACUUCAGAGCUUUAUAUGAGCAAACACUAUGAGACCAAUGCAAGGUUUGUUGAGUAUAUUAUAUGGUUGGUAAGCUAAUUUCUGAUCUUGUUUUGUUGGCACA
Solanum dulcamara is the source of this 1837-nucleotide messenger RNA. Its product is annotated as protein LNK4-like. Gene Ontology annotation, biological process: regulation of DNA-templated transcription; circadian rhythm. Bases 215 to 1243 code for a protein of 342 amino acids. The transcript has 6 exons. The record is from RefSeq and is a predicted model, not a curated record. NCBI's taxonomy places the organism in Eukaryota, Viridiplantae, Streptophyta, Magnoliopsida, Solanales, Solanaceae.